This is a messenger RNA of Ectocarpus siliculosus, 1335 nucleotides long. The record is from the annotation of a GenBank genome assembly. NCBI's taxonomy places the organism in Eukaryota, Phaeophyceae, Ectocarpales, Ectocarpaceae.
AUGCACCUGUACCCGAAGCGUGCUCUGCUCGAAGGGGCGGAGGUUGAGAUUUUCAAGCUCCUCUCUUUCUGUGCUACUCCCGAGCAAUGGGCGGAUUGGCUCCGGGCUCCACUCGAGCAUGCCGCAGCCCGCGGCAAUAUCGGCCUUGUCGAGAGACUGCUCGAGGCCGGCGCCGACGGCAGAGCAGGGUGGAGAGGGUGCCGCGGCCGGACAAUGCUCGACGCCGCUGCCCUAGGUGGAAACGCGGAUGUGGUGACGAAGCUGCUUGAAUCAGGAUGUGCGCCGGAUGUCAAUGUGGUAUCGGUGUCGUCGAAGAGAUCGGCACUGCACCUGGCCGUUGUAUGCGGUCACGAAGCGGCAGCGAGGACGCUCAUGAUUGCUGGAGCCAACAUCCGCCGGGUCGACCCGGGGGAUCAGUGUGUGCCCUUCCAUGUCGCCGCUGAAGGGGGACACGGCGACCUGGUAGGUAAUCUCUUGAUCGGUGGAGCUUGUCCGAAUUCUCGCACCAGAUUCGGCCGUACUCCGCUGCAUGUUGCUGCUGCAGUUGGCAACAGUCGUGUCGUGUCAACCCUGCUCGGCGACACCAGCACCUCUAUCAACGCUCGAGACAACGAUUUGCAUUCCCCACUGAUGCUGGCGUCUGCAAAUGGCCACCGUUCUACAGUCGAGGCUCUCCUGCGGGCUGGUGCCGACACCACCCUACGUUGCUACUCUGGGGGCGUUUCAGACAUGGCGGCGCUCGAGAUGGCGGGGGGUGAGGUGGUAGACGUUCUUCUCGAUGCUGGGGCCGAUGUCAAUGCUAAAACGGCGGGUGGAUCGAUACCUCUCCACGCGUCCGCCGUACACGGACAUGACGAAACCAUGGUUGCCCUUUUGAAGCGGGAAGGCAACUUCGAUGAGCAGGACAACGCUGGUCGGUCGGCCUUGCAUUGGGCGUGCAUUGGUUGUUUGUCAGGUACAGGCAGAACUGCUGUUGACCUCCUGUUGAGAUGGGGGGCGUCGGAAACUGCCCUCGACACCCGCGGUGAAACACCCUCCGACUACCUUAGGAGGGGUGCUGCAGCAGUUGCAAGCAGCAAUGUGACGCCCCGGAACUCGGAAAAGAUGCAACGGGAGAUGCAACGCGCACUAGUGCUGCUGGCGCGUGCUCCGGCGGACAGGGCGUGGAGGCGCCGCUGCUGGCUGGUGAUGCUUCGCGCGAGGGCGGGGAGGGAGAGGGAAGCGCUGGUGGGUCACGACGAGGACGACGGCAGCUACAAAGUGGGGGAAACGGGUGCCGGCGGCAGCGGGGGUGGGCCUAUGGAUGGCGAAAGGGGCGGUGCCGGCAGGUCAUGA